Molecule: messenger RNA, 2353 nt
Organism: Cynoglossus semilaevis (tongue sole)
Lineage: Eukaryota; Metazoa; Chordata; Actinopteri; Pleuronectiformes; Cynoglossidae
Gene: traf3ip2a
Product: TRAF3 interacting protein 2a
Exons: 10
Coding region: 532-1722 (396 amino acids)
Biological process (GO): humoral immune response; positive regulation of canonical NF-kappaB signal transduction
Source: RefSeq, a predicted model, not a curated record
AUAUAGACAUCAGUCUUAUAAAACUGUAGAAAAAUUCAAAAUUACUUUCAUUUUAAAACACUCUUAAUACACGUUUUUCGUUAAUAAUCAUUGUCAUUCUACCGUCAUUUUACCUCUGGGUUUUAAAUCAAUGUUGCAUCACUGACUUCACCACUUUAAACCUGUGUACCAUGAUUUGUAAAAAAAUACUAAUUUUAAAGAAUCUCAAGUUUACCGUUUGCUAACAUCUGACUUCUGAUGCUUGUGACAGCAACAAUGAAGGCUUUUUACCUUCUUCAACAAACAACCUCAUUGGUAGUUGUAGACUUUUGCCCCACCUUGUUUCACGACUAGGUCACAUGACCUGGGAGGUUUGCAUAAACCUGUACAGGAGAAAAUCUGUGGGAAUACUUCCUGUUCCUUUAUGCAGCAGAACAGGUUUGUUAUGAGGAGGACUCGGGAGUUAAGAGAAAAGGUCUUCACCUGAAAACACCAGCUGCGUUCAAGCCUGAGAUGACACUUUGUUAACUUCUACCCUUCUACCGUGUUCAAAUGGAGUCUUUUCAAGGACCCUGCCGUCAUCAGAGUGUUCCUGUUGAAAUGGAUGAGAGCAUGACACCUUCCAGUCUGGACCUGCUCUGGCCUCCGGUUUGUAAUCAGUGCAGUAGAAGUGCAGAGAGCAGUAAAAUGUCAAAUACGGAGGAGAAAAUUGCUGAAAAGAGGACACUCCCCAAGACCUGCUACCAACAGAGCUCCAGAAUUGCCUCUCAGGCUUUCCUGAAUCAUCGCUUCGCAACACAGGUGCAGCCAGAACAGAUGAAUGCUACACACCAAAGACAACAGAUGCCAGUUAAUGACCGGCAGUACAUGCCAAACAAUAGCAGAGGCGUUGCAGGGCCCUCAGACUGGUUCAACGAUUGUUCCACAGAGGACGCACAUCACCUGGAGGCCCCUCUUCCACUUCAGUCUGUCAACAAUCCAUCACUUUACCCUUUGGCACACUUGCCCAAUCAAUACUAUUACUGUCCUGAGCGUGAUUUUCCUGUACAUCCACACCACCAACAGUUCCGAUCUGUCUCCAAGCAAAAGCCACACAAUAAAAAUGCUCCAAAUGCAGUUCAGAAUUAUGUGCCUCUGCAAGAGACGCUGCCUCCUAGUGAUGUGAUGCAGGAGGUCAGCGUAAAUUUCUCUCCCCAAGCAGGUUUGGGACAAAACAUAAGAGAGAUCAGAAAGACCAUUAGCCUCCCCGAGGAGUGUAGGAAUGUUUUCAUCACAUAUUCAGUGGACACAGCCCAAGAUAUCAUUCUUUUUACAAAGUUUCUGACGGAUCAGGGAUUCAAACCGGCAAUUGACAUUUUUGAUAAUCCAAUCAGAAGAAUGGGCAUCACCAAAUGGAUGGACAGAUAUUUGAAUGAUAAAUCAGUGCUGAUCAUUGUGGCCAUUAGUCCCCAGUACAAAGAGGACGUUGAGGGUAAUGGUAAUGAUGACCACGGACUGCACACUAAAUACAUUUACAAUCAGAUCCAGAAUGAGUUCAUCCAACAAGGUUGUCUGAACUUCAGAUUGGUCCCAGUUGUUUUCCCUAAUGCAACCAAGAGACAUGUGCCCAACUGGUUGCAAAGCACCAGGAUUUACCGCUGGCCACAGGACACACAGGACCUGCUGUUGCGCCUGUACAGGGAGGAGCGCUACAUUAUUCCACAUCGAGAGGCCGACCUCACCCUUACUGUUCGUCCUCUCUGAGGGAAAACUAACCAGGAAAGCAGAGAAACGGGAAAUCACCUUUUUAUACCAUUUCUAUUAUGGUGUGUGGUGUGACUUUCACAUGCUCCAAUUCAGUACUUUAGGAGUAGCAUUAAAUCAUGAUGGAAUCAAGUGUGUACCUUGUUAAAAUAGCUGCAACUGUAUCCUGGGGUGGUAAAGAAAAUAUUAUACUUGUUUUAUUUUUUAUUUUUUUUAAUGCACUUUUUCUGAGCAGACAGAGCAGAACAUUCCUUUUUGUGUAAAAACUGAUUUUAUAAAUAAUAAUGAUAAAAGUGUUGGGUACAUUCUAAUUUUUCACAAUCUAAAAAAAACAACUUCUUUACAAACAUAAUACAAUACUGCAUACCGGUACUUUCUUGCAAGGUAUUCAUAAAAGCGAUGCAGUGUAGUUCUGUUGCAUACAGUAGUUUGUUUUCAAAAUUAUUGUAAAUAUAAUUACAAUGUUGAAAAGAAAAUACAUGUAUCACGUUGAGGUUUUUUUUUUUUCUCACUGGUUGGCUCAUUGUAGCUAAACGUUCAUUUUUGGAUUCUUAACCAGAUUAAUUUAUUUUCUGUUUGGACAAAGAACAUAAACUUGCAUAUAGACAUUUAAAUAAACAUUUUUACGGUC